AUGUCGUUUUUGAGGAAGUUUUUUGGAAGGAGCAAGCAGCCUUCGCAAAGGGAAGUACAGGCUAACAAAGUGUGUGAUUUGGACUCUGGAUACGUCUUUGUGGAUGGUGGAACUCAAAUCGGAGAACACGAUGCGGUGUUGGACGACAUGUUGGUAUCAACAACAUGUAGAACGCGUGCAGAAGAAGACCCAGCAGAAGUGGACGUUUCUGCGUGGGAAAUGGCCCGUCAAUGGACGGCCAACACGAAAAAUAAGGCACUGUCACAAGCGGCGGUGGUGACACCAGCGGUCAACUCAAAACAGCAACGGCUAGCACACCGGGUGGAAAACAUUCGCAAAAGGUCGCUUCCGGGACUCAAUGUUGGAAAAAGCGGCCACAAAACGAGCGUUGUGGUGGAUUACGUUGACACACCAAUGGAUGAGGACAUUGAAUAUUUGUACGACGACAAAUGGAACCGCAAAAGCAAGGUGGAAUCUCGUCGUGACAGAAACAACAGGCUUGGGACGUGA
Messenger RNA from Lachancea lanzarotensis, 510 nucleotides. Its product is annotated as LALA0S10e04500g1_1. The transcript has a single exon. Bases 1 to 510 code for a protein of 169 amino acids. Lineage: Eukaryota; Fungi; Ascomycota; Saccharomycetes; Saccharomycetales; Saccharomycetaceae. The record is from RefSeq and is a predicted model, not a curated record.